CACCAAAGGGGGGGUCUUCCUUGAAGUGAACACAGGCAUUUGAUAAGUUGUGAAGCCACAGGGUGAGGAAACAGCCUACCCGUAAGAAAAUUUCAUUUUAAUAAUAAGGAUUUUAACACUUCCUUAAUUUGACUCGGUACAUGCUGCUUUUCAGCAAGUGUUAUGAGUUGUUAGUCGUGUUCGCUAAGCCGGGUUUCGGACCAGAAUUAGGGUUAGCGGGAGGAAAAUGCCAUCUUUUUCAUGGAGGCUCUGGCCCGGCCUGGCGCUGAUCCUCCUCCCGUCUACGCUGGCGACGGAUGGCGAGUCGCUGCGGCUUCACGACGUUUGGCUGUUCCGAUUCUUCCUCAACGUGCUUGGCUACGCCACCAUAAUCAUUCCUGGCUACUUCCUCAUUGGCUACUUCAAGAAGAUCAACUACCUCGAAACAGGUCGAGGCAUCUGCUAUCCUGUCAUAAAGGCCUGCGUGUUCGGAAGUGAAUCGAAGACGGGCCUCUUGGACGAUGCGUCGGUUGCUCCGAAAAACGACGCUGACUCCGGGUCAUCGGCCAGGCAAGCCUGCAAACUACUGUUCUGUGCUGCCGGACUUCAGGCUUCCUAUCUGACUUGGGGGGUCCUGCAGGAGAGGGUGAUGACGCGGUCGUACGGGGCCUCCACCCCUGAGGAGGAGGGCGAGCGUUUCAAAGACUCCCAGUUCCUGGUGUUCAUGAAUCGCAUCCUGGCCCUGACCGUCUCCGGCGUGUGGUGUCUCCUGUUCAAGCAGCCCCGACACGGCGCUCCCAUGUACAAGUACUCGUUCGCCUCUCUCUCCAACGUCCUCAGCAGCUGGUGCCAGUACGAGGCCCUGAAGUACAUCAGCUUCCCCACCCAGGUGCUGGCCAAGGCCUCCAAGGUCAUCCCCGUUAUGCUCAUGGGCAAGAUCGUGUCGCACAAGAGCUACGAGUACUGGGAGUACCUGACGGCGGCCCUCAUCUCCCUGGGCGUCAGCAUGUUCCUGUUGACCAGCACGGCCGGGAGACACCCGUCCACGGUCACCACGUUCAGUGGCGUGGUCAUCCUGGCCGGCUACGUCGUCUUCGACAGCUUCACGUCCAACUGGCAGGACAACCUGUUCAAGUACAAGAUGUCGUCCGUGCAGAUGAUGUUUGGCGUGAACCUCUUCUCCUGCCUCUUCACCGUGGGCUCUCUGCUGGAGCAGGGCGCCUUCUUCGACUCGCUGGCCUUCAUGACGCGCCACACGGAGUUCGCCUUCCACGCCGUGCUGCUGUCCGUGUGCUCGGCGUGCGGCCAGCUCUUCAUCUUCUACACCAUCGCUCAGUUCGGUGCCGCCGUCUUCACCAUCAUCAUGACACUGCGGCAGGCCAUCGCCAUCCUGCUCUCCUGCUUCCUGUACGGCCACGCCGUCACCAUGGUGGGGGGCUUUGGCGUGGGCGUGGUCUUCCUCGCCCUCUUCCUGCGUGUCUACGCCCGCAGCCGGAUGAAGGCGGGACGCAGGACGCCGCAGCCAACGGUGCAGAAGGUCUAGCGGGGGUGGGAAGUGGGAAAAUGAACUGCGAGCCGCAUUUUCAGUGGCGCGUCUUCUCGUCUGUCUGUCCUGUUUUGCGUUUUAUUUCGUGGGUUUCUACUUUGUAUAGGUAGAGUGCAGAAAGGGAUGUGAGUGACUUCAGGGGUGUUUGACACGAACCGAGGUGGGAGGGAUUUUACUAAACAAUUCGUCAGUUACGGGUGAUUUAAUGUCCCACCCCAAAAUUACACAGCCGCCCCAAAUGCAUGCGACAUUGGCAUGCGGGAACAUUAGCAGCAAUUUUCUGCCCUCGUUAUGUGCUUCUGGAGCCGCAGUCAGAGGGCAGCUGUCGGCCAUUAUUCUCUCCUCCAUAGAGCCCCCAGUCACUGGUGAGGCAACAUUGUGAACGUGUCCAUUUUGAGAGGCUGAAAAAGGCUCUAUAAAAUGUACUUUUGUACGGUGAGCAGGUCCGAAGGGAGGUCUUACGAAGGACUAUCUUGUGGAAGCUGUGUCCAUUGUCCUUUAAAUUUGUCUUUAAUAGCUGUCUUUCUGGACGGGGCCUCAGAAGAGUGAAGUGUGAUGGUUUUCACUGAAUUCUGCUUGAGAAUUCUUCAUUCUGUAUGUUAGUUUGGUGUUAAGACAGAGGUAUCGUUGGGGGCCUCAGUUUUGGGCUGUGUUUUGAUUUAAACCUGUAUGCUCCGACCUCAAAUUUAUGCUCUAAAAAUACAGUCGACGUGAAUGCUGAUACAUUCCAAAACACACAGAUCAGAACAACACCCCAAGGUCAAAACGCCGCCGCCGCCCCCCCCCCGAGAUGAUAAUAGCUAGUGGGUUAACAUUGUGUGUCUUGUGGCUUACAAGAAUUGUUAGUGAUUGUGACCCAACAGAAGAAAUACUCAUCCUGCAUCCACACAGCCUCAAAAGCAGAAACACAAUGGUCACCAUGCCUUUGUCAAAACAUUAAUGUGUGGUGGUUACUCAUUUUUCAUUGUAUAUUUUAUGUGCAAAUGUGAAUGGAAAAGUUUAUAUACACUCUAUAGUUAGGUCUACCCAUGCAAUUAAAUAAGUAUUUAAGAUGGCUAUCGUAUUUUUUUGAACUAACACAUCAACGGUAUGUGAUGCAAAAUAAGGUUUACUGUCAAAUGCCUGGAAUGGUUGUGACCACCCAAAAUGACGUUUGAUAUAUACAAAUUGCGGUACAGGUCAUGUGGUUAGUGUGCAGCCAGUAUCUGGUUGUUUGUUAGAACCCCAGAGGUGGGGAGUAAACAAAAUAGUUGUCUGUCGUUGAACAAGGCACCGCCCUUUACUGCUUUAGGUUCACUUUCAAUAAUGUUUGAUUUCUGGGCUGGACCCUGUUUUCUGAGGUCUCAGUGGGAGUGGAGAAAAACAAACAACACACUUCUAUUUUACAUAGUCACACUUGUAAAAGGUGACACUUUUACUUGUGUAAAACAAGACUAACGCAAGCACCCACUCUGUGACCUUUUGUCUUUGAGUUCACUUCCUGGCAAUUGAUUGAGCAAUCUUGAAAAAUUUAAACAUUCUUGUGACGAUUUGUUCUGCUGACUUUACUGGUGUAAGAAAUCGGCGGUUACGUAUAGUGGUCAGUUAAUGUAGAACGCCUGUCAUAUCGAGGGAGAAGUUAGCUCAAGUUUAUUGGAAAAUUGCAGCACAGAUGUCAUUCGGUAAAGUUCCAUUAUCUUCUCACUGUAAUGUUAGUUUCCAGCCAACCUAUGCAUUAAGGGCAUUUCUACAUUGCAAAGAUCAGGUUUCCAAGACAGUAACCCCCAUGCCAAAUGGUCAAUGUGAACAUUCCUGUGGUUAUCAGAGUGCAACUUAGAGAGAGAUAAUCUAAACAGAGAGGUUUCUGUUGUUCUCAUUAUCUAGGCACAUUCACUUCCCAUGAAACGUACAUUCACAUUGUAAUUGUUAAUGCUCCGAUUCUACACUGGUGAUAAUCCAUACAUCAUAUUUUGGAGUAGGACUAGGAGUGGCUUUGGUUUCACAUUAUACAUUUUAAGAUGUAUUCAAAUUAGGGAACUCAAAUGGUAAAAAAAGAAAGUCCAUAAAUCACAGUUUUAGUCAAAUUUGUCCCUACACAAAUUAUAUUCCUUUUAAAAAAACCUGGCCAUUUGUAAAACACAACAUUAUCUUGUUAAAUGUUUAACUGUAGACAACGCCAAAUUUUCUGUAACACUAACUAGGACCACACCGAUGUCAGGAGGAAAAAUAACACCACAUGAGAUUGUCAAACAUUGUUAUGAAAACACCAACCCUCUUUACUGUUCAGAUACCUUCUGUACACACAGACCUACAUGGGCCUGCACAGACACUUUCACACCCAUGUUGUUUUUCUCACAUACACGCAGAAUGAAAAUAAGCCUUGGUUUAUCCUUUUUUCUUUUUCCUGUGCCAUCCAAAUGUCUACAUAACCCUUUUUUACCCAGGUAUGUCUUAUGUUUACAUAAGCGUGGAACUUUGUUUUCGGUGUCUGUUGUCUUAAAGGGGAAAGACGUUCGGCACUCUCUUUAUCCGUCCUAGACAUGUCAAGCAAUGUGUUGUAGGCUUGGUCAUCAUGGGAUGUCAUUUUUGUGAUGGGUCAAAGGAUUUUUUUAUCACCUUCAACAUUGCCUGGGAGAGUAAACUGGGGGAGAAAGCAAUGCCAGCCUUUAAACAUUGUUGAGGGAUCUUUCUUCUUCAGUUAACUGGAACUUAUAUACCAAUGGUUCGAUUCCGACUUGACAAUUUUACUCAAAAUGUCGACAAGCUGGGGGUAAAAAAAAGUCACAGGAGCAUAAUCACAUGCAGUCGGUGUUCCUUGUAGCGGAGUCCUACAUUUUUCUAUGGGGGGGGGGUGGCCUAUUGGUGUCCGCUCUGUAAUACUAAUGUUUGAAUGGAUGGUGAUGAUGAUGAUGUCGGUGAUGGUUGCCCUCGUAAUGGAUUGGAUGGGCUGUGAUGUUUCUGGACAAGCACUCUGGAGGUCUGACAAGGACAAUGCAAUGUAUCUGCUACUUUCUGUUACUUCUCAUUAUAGUGUUUCAUCUAUUAGGCUGUAUUGACAAUAAAAACAUUUCAUUAAUUUAAA
This is a messenger RNA of Esox lucius (northern pike), 4586 nucleotides long. It is a transcript of the gene slc35b2, whose product is annotated as solute carrier family 35 member B2. Gene Ontology annotation, molecular function: 3'-phosphoadenosine 5'-phosphosulfate transmembrane transporter activity. Gene Ontology annotation, biological process: transmembrane transport. The record is from RefSeq and is a predicted model, not a curated record. The coding region runs from base 227 to 1522 and encodes 431 amino acids. Lineage: Eukaryota; Metazoa; Chordata; Actinopteri; Esociformes; Esocidae. Gene Ontology annotation, cellular component: Golgi membrane; endoplasmic reticulum membrane. The transcript is spliced from 4 exons.